This is a messenger RNA of Eimeria acervulina, 1092 nucleotides long. RefSeq lists its product as hypothetical. Gene Ontology annotation, molecular function: nucleic acid binding. Bases 1 to 1092 code for a protein of 363 amino acids. The record is from RefSeq and is a predicted model, not a curated record. The transcript has a single exon. Gene Ontology annotation, biological process: DNA integration. Lineage: Eukaryota; Apicomplexa; Conoidasida; Eucoccidiorida; Eimeriidae.
AUGUUCUCGCCGAUCGCCUUAAGCUUGGAUUUCAUUACCGAACUCUCGCUUACGAAGACGGGACAUGACUCUAUCUUUGUGUUGGUUGACUCCCUUAGUAGGGUGGCACACUUCGUCCCCGCGAAAAAAACAUUCACAGCCGCAGAUACAGUGGAUGUUCUCGCCGGUCGCCUUAUUCGUUAUCAUGGGCUACCAGAGGCCUUCAUUUCGGACCGUGAUCCACGUUUCCAAUCAGAUCUAUGGCAGCAGCUGUGUACGCGUUUUAACAUCAAACGCGCCUUAUCCUCCUCGUACCACCCCCAGAGCGACGGCCAAACUGAACGAGUAAACCGCACGCUCGAGCAAAUGCUCCGCACCUACAUUCAAUCUGACGAACGCGAAUGGGAGCGAUUAUUACCUGCCCUCGAGCUCGUGUACAACACCACUAACUAUUCUUCCACUGAGCUUUCCCCCUUCGAGGUCAUGAUUGGGGAGAACCCCCUGACCGCAGCGGACCUCGAUGUCGUUGGUGCCCUCUCCCCUACUCCGCCGAUGACCAAGCUCUUCCGCCAGCUCUGCGACCGGGCGCAGAGUCAUAUACUGAAGGCAAAGGGCCUACAGAAGCACUACGCAGACACCCACAGCCGCGCAGUGAAGUAUGCGGUGGGCGACAAAGUCUGGCUCAGUAGCAAGCACCUUCCCGCGAUAACCGCAUGCCCUAAGUUUGAACCCCGUUUCCGAGGACCCUUCAUUAUUACUGAGCGCAUUGGGAGUGUUGCCUACCGCCUGGCGUUACCCCCAACGUACGAAUGCCAUGAUGUCUUCCACGUUUCCCAGUUAGGUCCUGACUGCCCCCGCGCCCCUGACCUGGAACCUCAGGAGGCCGUUGUGGGAUGGCCUCCUACACGAGACGUGGCAGGUAACCCCACGGAUCGGUAUGAAGUCGAUUACAUUAUGGAGCAGCGUCGGUUCGGCGACGAGUUCCAAUACCUUGUCAAGUGGCGGGGCUACCCGGAGGAGCAAGCCACCUGGGAACGUGCUAGCCAUCUGGACGGUUGCCCUGCACUGCUGCGCGCCUGGCGCCGCCGUCACAGGAACCGCCGUCCUCGCUGA